Messenger RNA from Phacochoerus africanus (Common warthog), 1583 nucleotides. RefSeq names its product keratin, type I microfibrillar 48 kDa, component 8C-1. The record is from RefSeq and is a predicted model, not a curated record. Gene Ontology annotation, molecular function: structural molecule activity. The transcript has 7 exons. Lineage: Eukaryota; Metazoa; Chordata; Mammalia; Artiodactyla; Suidae. The coding region runs from base 56 to 1300 and encodes 414 amino acids.
UCCUUGGAGAACUUGGGCUCUCUCUUCAGCCGGGUACCUCACUCCCUGCAGCAUCAUGCCUUACAGCUUCUGCCUGCCCAACCUGAGCUGCCGCUCCAGCUCCUCCUCCAGGCCCUGCGUGCCCUCCAGCUGCCAGGGUAUCACCCUACCCGGAGCCUGCAACAUCCCUGCCACUGUGAGCAGCGGCAACUGGUUCUGCGAGGGCUCCUUCAAUGGCAACGAGAAGGAGACCAUGCAGUUUCUGAACGACCGGCUGGCCAACUACCUGGAGAAGGUGCGCCAGCUGGAGCGGGACAAUGCAGAGCUGGAGAGGCAGAUCCUGGAGCGGUCUCAGCAGCAGGAGCCCCUGGUGUGUCCCAACUACCAGUCCUACUUCCGGACCAUCGAGGAGCUCCAGCAGAAGAUCCUGUGCAGCAAGUCCGAGAACGCCAGGCUGGUGGUGCAGAUCGACAAUGCCAAACUGGCCGCCGAUGACUUCAGGACCAAGUAUGAGACGGAGCUGGGCUUGCGGCAGCUGGUGGAGUCAGACAUCAAUGGCCUGCGCAGGAUCCUGGACGAGCUGACCCUCUGCAAGGCUGACCUGGAGGCCCAGGUGGAGUCCCUGAAGGAGGAGCUGCUCUGCCUGAAGAGCAACCAUGAGGAGGAAGUCAACUCCCUCCGGAGCCAGCUCGGGGACCGCCUCAACAUCGAGGUGGAUGCCGCUCCCACCGUCGACCUGAACAGCGUGCUCAGCGAGACCAGGAGCCAGUACGAGGCCCUGGUGGAGACCAACCGCAGGGACGUGGAGGAAUGGUUCGCCAGGCAGACCGAGGAGCUGAACAAGCAGGUGGUGUCCAGCUCGGAGCAGCUGCAGUCCUACCAGGCGGAGAUCAUCGAGCUGAGACGCACGGUCAACGCCCUGGAGGUGGAGCUGCAGGCCCAGCACAACCUGAGGGACUCUCUGGAGAACACGCUGACGGAGACGGAGGCCCGCUACAGCUCGCAGCUGGCCCAGGUGCAGGGCCUGAUCGGCAACGUGGAGGCUCAGCUGGCGGAGAUCCGGGCUGACCUGGAGCGUCAGAACCAGGAGUACCAGGUGCUGCUGGACGUGCGGGCCCGGCUGGAGAGUGAGAUCAACACGUACCGGGGGCUGCUGGAGAGCGAGGACUGCAAGCUGCCCUGCAACCCCUGCGCCACGACCAACGCCAAGACCAUCACGCCCUGUGUGUCCAAUCCCUGCCCCCCCUGUGCCCCUGCUGUCCCCUGCACACCCUGUGUCCCCCGCCCCCGCUGCGGGCCCUGCAACUCCUUUGUGCGCUAGAGCCCAGGAGUUGCCAGAGGAGCAAGGAGGCAGGGCCCAGGCUUCUAGAGCUUUAACCUGGCCCUGGUUCAUUCCACCAAACUGGCCUGAAAACCCAAUUUGCGUGGUUGGAGCUGCCCCAGGGAGGCAGUGAUGAAACCCACCCAACCUACUCCAGACCAUUCCCUGACUACCCUUUCCUGCGUUGGGGACUGUUUCUUCUUGGCUUGCCCAGAGAACCCUCUGACGUGCCAGCGGCCCUCCCUCGUAACCUCCCAAUAAACUUGAUUUCCUUGGCAAAGCA